CCUUGUACACACUGGGUGUUGUAGGUUCAGGUCUCCACAGAAAGGGGAAAAAACAGAAUGAGAUCAAAAUUGUAAGGCGCACACAGGCUACCUCUCAAUUGGCGGGAUUUUGUGCGUACGGGAAAAGGUUGACAAUUUGUCUUCAAUGAAGGAAAGUCGAUUGUGCCGUCAUUUCUGUUGUCGUUACUUGGCUAAAACGUGAGCUAUCGAGCAAGUUUAGAGUUUUGUCGACGUCAUUACCGUAAUAUAAAAAGAAACCAAGCGAAAGAAAUUUUGAGUUAAAAAACUUUCAUUAUUUGGGAUUCCACCAUUGGUGUAUGGCGUCACGAGGCGAAAACAUGCGCCUUUUGGCUUUGUGAGAAUUACGGUAGAUGCUAUUAUCCAAGCGAAUCAGCCCCAAUAACAAAUGGAGGCAGCUUGCCAUGCUAAAAAAUAAACGUCUUUUGCCGUGCAGAGACAGUUGUCUGUGACUUUCCUUUGCCAUUGCAGAGAACGUACUUUUCUGAAGGCAGGAGGCUCAGUUUUUUCAGAGGCUUUAGUUUUUGUUGUCUUUGUUUUUUUGCCAGCGAAGCAUCUGCUUGGGUUGCCGGUAGCCCGGUUAGCUAGCUAACAAGGGUGGCACCUGCUAGUGCACUGUUGCUUGGAUUGCUUGUGUUGUACUGUACCUACCUCAUCCAGAGAAGCAAGGGAAACGUUAUGGAGUUUCCUUUCAAUAUCAACCACUUGUUUCCUGAGAGGUUCUCCAUUUUGGACAAGACCCUUGUUGCGGGGCGUAUGUCUCCGAGAAGGCCAGAACUUCAAUCCCAUAUAGCCACUGUGAUUGAUGAACUGGGGAGAGCCUCAGCAAAGGCCCAAAAGCUAACCACGCCCGUCACGAGCGCUACCAAGAUGCAGUCUCAGCAUCAUCAACUCUACCUGAUGAAGGAUGGAGAAAGCCAAGGAGGCCGUGGCGCAAUUGUGGGAUUUCUCAAGGUUGGCCACAAGAAGUUAUUUCUGCUUGAUCCGCAAGGUUUGCACGUAGAGGCGGAGCCACUCUGUGUUUUGGAUUUCUUCAUCGCUGAGAAUUUGCAGAGACACGGAAACGGACUGGAGCUGUUUCAUUUUAUGUUGCAGCACAAGAAGAUGGAGCCAGCGCUGAUGGCGUAUGACAGGCCUUCGCCCAAAUUGUUGUCUUUCCUGGCCAAGCAUUACCACCUGACGCAAAGUGUUCCCCAGGUCAAUAACUUUGUGGUGUUCGAUGGCUUCUUCCAGAACAAAUCAGUGGCCCAACCGAGAUCGAUUGCCACGAGAAAGCCCGACGGCGAGAUCAAACCCUACUCCAUAGCGGAGAGAGAAGCGGUGCGUCAGGAGCGCCGGAGUCUCCCCUGGCCGUUUGCCGCGCCCCAAUCUCCCCAGCGCUCCCUCAGUGUGGGGUCAUCGCCCACCAGGACCGUCACGUCUGCACCCGGGGACCAGAGCCCAAACUUCCCUCUCGUCUCAACAUCCCGGGAAAGACGCCCCAGCCAACAGGGUCAAGUUGCCAGAGACGGCCUGUACAGUCGCCACCUGGACCCCAAAUCUUUGGGAGCGCUGGGAAGACCCCUGCCAGGUGUGAUAUCGGCGCAAGACCAACCAGGCAUUUUGGGGGCGACGGAAACGCACAGGUUGGGGGCACUGCCGAAACUACAAAGCAGGUGCGCGGCGUCUCCACAACGACCCGCACCUGAGGACAAUGGCGUUUGCGGGCCGACAUCCCUCUCCAACAAAAAACUCCACCUCGGAACAGAGGCCGACGCGGAAGCGGGAUCUCCCGCCGAUGCCGGGAGCGGGUUGACGGCUCCGUUGCAAAGUCAGACGCAUUCAGCGGAGGGCAGAGAGCGAGAAGGAAUGGAGCGCGUCCCUUCCCACACCGGCGCCAAUGGCCGCUUUUCUGCCCAGCAAGUGAAAUGGCUGCUGUCGAGCAGGGCCACGUGUCCGUGGUGAUGGCCGGGUUGUCCAGGGACUGGGCCCAUCUUUCCAGUUCUUCUCGACUGAUGGCGUGCCUCUUACUGUGGCCCACCUGGCUCCACUGACGCAUGAAGAGCAGCCGUGCCCUCCUCUCUUUGGCACUGUACACGGGCGAGACAACACAGAGAGAAGAGGCUAACGGCGUUCUGGACCCGUUUGCAAAGGACUCCAAAGUCAAAAGUACAUGAAGGUAACCCAACCCGGAUGUCGCCGAGGCACCAAAGGACUGUUUCAAAGUGCUCGCGGGAGAAAGGAGAGAAGCUGGAUUGGACAACGGCACCACUCGGCCGCUCCAGUUUUCAAAUCACUGUCCGCUUUAAAUGCCAAGUAUUGGAAGAAAAACAUCUUCGUUUUUGAUUCGAAUCCUUCCGCCCUACUCUGAUGUAACACGACACAAAAUCUCAUGCAUAAAGUACUGAGCACGUGUCGAA
This is a messenger RNA of Hippocampus zosterae (dwarf seahorse), 2417 nucleotides long. It is a transcript of the gene atat1, whose product is annotated as alpha tubulin acetyltransferase 1. NCBI's taxonomy places the organism in Eukaryota, Metazoa, Chordata, Actinopteri, Syngnathiformes, Syngnathidae. The transcript is spliced from 13 exons. The coding region runs from base 697 to 1962 and encodes 421 amino acids. Gene Ontology annotation, biological process: alpha-tubulin acetylation. The record is from RefSeq and is a predicted model, not a curated record. Gene Ontology annotation, molecular function: tubulin N-acetyltransferase activity. Gene Ontology annotation, cellular component: microtubule.